Messenger RNA from Fusarium redolens, 1089 nucleotides. RefSeq lists its product as uncharacterized. The coding region runs from base 1 to 1089 and encodes 362 amino acids. The record is from RefSeq and is a predicted model, not a curated record. Gene Ontology annotation, cellular component: cytosol. Gene Ontology annotation, biological process: cytoplasmic translation. The transcript is spliced from 2 exons. Gene Ontology annotation, molecular function: mRNA binding; metal ion binding. NCBI's taxonomy places the organism in Eukaryota, Fungi, Ascomycota, Sordariomycetes, Hypocreales, Nectriaceae.
AUGCCUCCCAAGAAGGGUAAGGAGCCCGUGGCCAAGAAGGCCACGAAGUCGGUCGAGGACCGAACUUUCGGCAUGAAAAAUAAGAAGGGCGGUGCUGCACAGAGGGAAAUCUCGCGCAUGCAGGCAAACCUUAAGAACAGUGGCUCAGCGGAGGAGAAGAAAAAACAGGCUGAGAAGGCGGCCCGAGAGCGUGAGAAGAAGGCGGCCGAAGAGGCCAAGAGGGAUCUGGAGGCUAUGAUGAACAAACCAGCGCAAGUUCAGAAGGUUCCUUUUGGCGUUGAUCCCAAGACAGUUGUGUGCAUCUUUUACAAGAAAGGCAACUGUGAGAAGGGCAAGAAGUGCAAGUUUGCACACGAUCUUUCUGUUGAGCGUAAGACAGAAAAGAAGAACUUGUACAACGAUUCACGACAAGAGGAAGAGGAGAACAAGAAGGCCGAGACUUCAGCAGACUGGGACGAAGACAAAUUGCGAAGUGUGGUUUUGUCAAAGAAGGGCAACCAGCAAACCACAACCGAUAAAGUGUGCAAAUUCUUUAUCGAGGCCAUCGAGGAUGGCAAGUAUGGUUGGUUCUGGAUUUGCCCUAACGGAGGAGAUAAGUGCAAGUAUAAGCAUGCUCUGCCACCUGGAUUUGUUCUGAAGACCAAGGAGCAAAGAGCAGCAGAGAAGGCGCUCUUGGACAAAUCACCACUCAAGACCCUGACACUCGAGGACUUCUUAGAGUCUGAGCGACACAAACUGACCGGUACUCUUACGCCAGUCACCCCCGAGACUUUCGCGAAGUGGAAGAAGGAUCGUCUCGACAAGAAGGCAGCCGAGGAGCAAGCGCGCAAGGCCAAGGAGAACACUGGUCGUGCUCUGUUCGAGAGUGGCAAGUGGAGAGAUGAGGAUGAUUCCGACGUCGAUGAUGACGAUGACGAUGUCUGGAACCUGCAGAAGCUUCGUGAAGAGACAGAGGCUGUCCGUUCGAAGAAGGAAGAGGAACGUCUGCUAUCAAGCUACGAUACUCCCAAUAAUGGCACUACGGGCCAGGCAACACCGGCAGAGGAUACUCCAGCUGAGACUCCAGCUGAGACAGCAACCGGAUCUUGA